This is a messenger RNA of Schizophyllum commune H4-8, 2073 nucleotides long. Its product is annotated as class II aaRS and biotin synthetase. The transcript has 9 exons. The record is from RefSeq and is a predicted model, not a curated record. Gene Ontology annotation, molecular function: biotin--[biotin carboxyl-carrier protein] ligase activity. Gene Ontology annotation, biological process: protein modification process. Gene Ontology annotation, cellular component: cytoplasm. Lineage: Eukaryota; Fungi; Basidiomycota; Agaricomycetes; Agaricales; Schizophyllaceae. The coding region runs from base 1 to 2073 and encodes 690 amino acids.
AUGAACGUCCUCGUCUACGGCGCGCCAGACUCUCCUGCUCUCUCGCUUCUACGUAGCGCCCUGCUACCUCACUACGCUGUACAACCUGUGUCUGCCCAGGCCCUCGCUGGCCAACCCUGGCAUGUCAACUGCGCCCUGCUUGUCGUACCGAGACCAGGGGAGCUGAGUGGAGGGAAGGCAAUUUCCGCCAUCCAGUCCUACGUCCAGAACGGCGGCGCCUUCCUCGGACUCUCCGCCGGCGCCACGCUGUCGCCCACCGCGGCGAGCGGCGUGGACCCCGUGCUGCAGUUUUAUUCAAGGCCGGGGAGGUACCUGCGCUUCGAUAGCGCAGCGCGGCAGGAUGCUAGUGCGGACCCUACCGCCGAUGUCGAAGACCUAGCCGGCAAUGUCGUCCGCGGCGUCCCACUGGACCCAAAUAACACGCUCGCGGGAUUUGCGGGCGAGGCAGGAGUACAGGUAGUGUUGCGGUACGCUGCACCUGCCUCAGCAGACGCUCGCUCCGCACCUUCGGAGGACGCCUGCGCUGCAGCCAUCCAACUCCCCGUUGGCGCGGGGCGAGUCGCCGUGGUUGCGCCUGACCUAGGAAGUCCAUCAAGACCGCCUGCCAUUCCAUCAGCAUCUACACAGUCGUCGUCAUCCGACUCUACCACACCCUCACCCCACGUCUCCCUCCUCCACCCCGUCCUUGCCAGCCUCGGGCUCCGACUCCCAGACUCGCCCGCCGCUAUCACUCUCCCGCGCCCCCAGCCCCAGUUUCUGACCGCGAACCCGGGGACGGCGGGUGUUAUAAGUAGAAUCACGCGCUCGCUGGCGGUCGCGCAGGCCGAAGAACAAGGCAAGGGCGCCGCGCAUUGUAAAGGCGCACCCGCUGAGACGAGCAAAGACGCGGAAGACCAGACUGUGGACACCCUCGCCUCUCAGCUGUCCGUCUGGGAAGACUCGGAGGACACGUUCUACUUCUGGCCGCUCGCGGGCGCGGGGGAUGCGGUGAAUGCGGCGCAGGACAGCCACGGAGCGGAUACGGAGCUCAAGAGUGAUCAAGACAGUCAGGAAAAGAAAGCCUCGCACCGACACAUCGUCCUGUGCCCCGACGGGGCGCUCCCGUCGCGCGAACUGACUCCGAAUUUCGACUUGAAAGCGUAUUAUGAGGCGCUCGAGGUGGCGAGGGGAAGGGCUGGGGGCGACAAUGGUGUAUCCCCGUGGCCCCUCGGCGACGCGCUCAUCUACGGCGAGGCAGUGACCAGCACGCAGACGCUGCUUGAGAGAAACCCCACCUUCCGCUGGGCGCUCCCCCCGCCCAUCGUCUCGCUCGCCUACGCGCAGCUCUCCGGCCGCGGGCGCGGCGGCAACGUCUGGCUCUCGCCCGCGGGGUGCCUGCAGUUCUCGGUGUUGUUAAGGGUGCCAUUAAGUAAGCUCCCCGCCCAGAAACUCGUCUUCGUGCAGUACCUCUUCGCCCUCGCUGUCGCCGAGGCGUGCGAGGAAGAGGGCGUGCUAGGCAGACACGGACGCAAGGUCCGCAUCAAAUGGCCCAACGACGUCUACGCGGAGGUCGGGGACGACGACAGGGGACAGAAGCAGACGAAGAAGAUCGGCGGCAUCCUCGUGAACACGGGCUUCAAUGGGCCGAACGCGGAUGUCAUCAUCGGGAGCGGCCUCAACGUUCUGAACGCGCCCCCGAUCCCGUCGCUGGCGCAGCUGUUGCCGGACUCGAACAUUGCGCCACCUACCCUCGAACGCACCGCGGCGACCAUCCUCGCCCGCUUCGACGUUAUGUGGACCCAGUUCGUCGCUGGAGGCGGGUCGUUCGAGCCCUUCUUGGACCGCUAUUUGGCGAGGUGGCUGCAUUCCGACCAGCUCGUCACGAUCACCACUGUCGACCCGCCGCUGCGAGCUAGAAUCGUCGGCAUCACGGAACACGGGCUACUGAGGGCGAUGCCGGAGAGUGGAGGUGGGAUAGGAGGACGUUAUGGGGCGGGCUCGUCCAGGGGAGGUUCUGAGGGGCAGUUUAUCGACCUGCAGCCGGACGGCAACAGUUUCGACAUCAUGUCCGGGAUGAUCAAGGCGAAGAGGUGA